Molecule: messenger RNA, 2908 nt
Organism: Oppia nitens
Lineage: Eukaryota; Metazoa; Arthropoda; Arachnida; Sarcoptiformes; Oppiidae
Product: forkhead box protein O-like
Exons: 5
Coding region: 378-2342 (654 amino acids)
Biological process (GO): regulation of transcription by RNA polymerase II
Cellular component (GO): nucleus
Molecular function (GO): DNA-binding transcription factor activity, RNA polymerase II-specific; RNA polymerase II cis-regulatory region sequence-specific DNA binding
Source: RefSeq, a predicted model, not a curated record
AUGAAUAAAUAUAUAUAUACGAUAUAAUGAUAUGGAUGUACUGUAUAUAAUACAACCAAUAAUAUCCAGUGCCUCAGCAGCACUACUGACCAUAACAUUAUUAUCAUCAUCUGAUCCAUUGAUGAUAAUAUAUCAACAUUGAAUUGAAUUGUGAUUUUGAAUUGAAUUUAAUUUUUUAAAAAAAAAAUUUUGGAUAAUAAAUACAAUUACAACAACAAAAAAUUAAUCAAAUUAUUUAAAAAAAAAAACAAUAUUUUAUUGACUGAUAAUUAAUUCAAACAAAACUUUGUGAUCCAACACCUCCUCCUGUGUUUAGUUAGUUAAGUGUUUGUGUAAUAAUAAUAAUAAUAAUACCCGACGGGAACACAACAACAAAAAUGGACACAAUAUUCCCAAAGUUAGAGCCACUGGAGCUUGACUUUGACCCGGAACCGUUUCGGUCGCGUUCAAACACGUGGCCACUGCCCCGACCCGACAUUAGCGACUUCGAUGGUUCCGGUUUGCCAACAAUUGGCCAAGAAUUGGACGAUCAGCUUAUCAACGAUGGCUGUCUGGGCGGCGGCGGCGGCUGUAUGGAUGGUCACAGUAGUGUUAACGGAUCGUCUCACGAAAUGCUGGCCGGUCUAGAUUGCGAUGGUAUGGGCGGCGGCAUGUCCGACGGUAUGCCCGAUUGUGUAUCGGCUGCAGCUGCCGGCCAUAUGUCUGGCCAGUCGACACCGGUUGGCGGCGCCGCCGGUGGUGGUGGUGGUCCGGGCGGUCCCAAAAAGAACACCUCCCGGCGCAAUGCCUGGGGUAACAUGUCCUACGCCGACCUGAUUACACAGGCCGUCAAUGGUUCGCCAGAUAAACGGCUGACACUGUCCCAGAUAUACGACUGGAUGGUCCAGAAUGUACCCUAUUUUAAGGAUAAGGGCGACAGUAAUUCAAGCGCCGGUUGGAAAAACUCGAUCCGACACAACCUAUCCCUACACAACCGAUUCAUGCGUGUCCAGAAUGAGGGUACCGGCAAAAGUUCGUGGUGGAUGAUCAACCCGGAUGCCAAACCCGGUAAGGCUGCCCGACGUCGGGCCACAUCAAUGGAAACGCAAAAGUACGAGAAAAAGCGCGGUCGGGUCAAGAAGAAGAUCGAAGCCCUGAAAAACGGUCUAUCAUUGGAUCAGUCGACGCCCAGUCCGUCGUCGUCGGUAUCCGAAGGUCUGGAUAUGUUUCCCGAUUCACCCGUACAUCACGGUUUCAAUUUGAGUCCCGAGUUUCGGCCGCGCGCUUCGUCUAACGCUUCGUCGUGUGGCCGCCUGUCGCCGAUACCUGCCGUCGACAACGAUAUGCACGACAGUCAAGUACCGCCACUAUCACCGUUGACCAGUUGGAAUCACGGCGACAUUGGACGCAUCUAUACCGGUAAUGUCAACGACGUUGACCAAUACAGUACGGAACAGUUGGUCGAAAUGGCCAACACUAUGAAAUUGACUGGCAAUACAGCUUUUCUGGGCGUCGUUAAUAAGACGUCGCCGACUGGCCAAUUGUCGCCGGCCGGCUCACAUAUACAGCUCAACACGACCUAUACUAUGGGCAGCUAUGGUCAACUAACCGGUUAUAAUCAGCAACAACAACAACAGCAGCAGCAGUCGCAGCAAACCAGUGAGACGGGCGCUACGACACUGACGGCGCUUAACAAUGUUAGCGGCGGAGUGGCCGCCCGUAGUCCAACACAAAUACUGUUGGCCUCAGACGUGCUCAACGGUGUUGCCAAUGGCGGCGGCGGCUCGAACACUACCAGCUAUCAGUUGACCAGUUUGUCACCGGUGUCCAGUCAGACCAUUGACACUAUGGUGGCCAACAACAACAACUGCACAGCAGUGACCAGCGGCACUACCGUCGCGGCCAACAACACGAUGUCCAACUAUUCUUCAUCACCACAACAUCACAUCCAGUCCACGACUGCCCAAAAUAGAGCUACAAUGAUGGGCCAUAUCCUGUCAUUUAACAACCAGUUGCCAAACGACUUGGACCUCAAUCUGGAUUCAUUGCACGGCGGCCUCGAGUGCGACGUCGACUCAGUCAUACGCCACGAGCUAAGCGUCGACGGCAGCCUAGACUUCAACUUUGCUACCGCUGCCGGCGGCGGCGAUCCAGCUGCAGCUGCCGCCGCAAUGCACCAUCACCUCAACAAUCACAACAACCAUCUGAAUCAUCUGAAUCAUCAUCACCUUAAUCAUCAGCUACACCAACAUCUGAAUCAUCUUAACCAUCACGGUUCGCCGGCUGGCACGACCACUGUUGUUAGCCAUAAUCCGGCACCGAUGACGACAAACGCACCGUCCAGUCGUUCAUGGGUUCACUGAUGGGUUGGAUGAUUGGGAUGGGCUGUUGUUGCUGAUGAUGAUGACAUCCCGGACAUCACUAUCACUUUCUGUACACAUAUACCACACUAUAUCUCAAUAUAUAUAUAUAGAUAUAUACCGACCGUUUCAGAUGAAUAUUUACCGUUUGCUUCUUCGUCGUCGUCGUCAUUGUCAUCGUCGUCGUCGUCGUCCGUCUUCUUCAUCCUUCAAUUCAUCCAUUUAUAUACAUUUUCAUCAACAAAAAAACAAAAACUAUAAUUUUUAUGACCACUUUAUUAUAAUCAUUAUCAUUGAGAAAACAACAACAACAACAAAAAACCCAAUUUUCUUGGAUCCGCUGACGAUGUUUUCAUUUAUAAUUACCAGUGAAUGAAUGAUAUGAUUGUAUUAUUCAACAACAAAAAAAAUAAUUAAAUGAUUGUUACAACUAUAACACAACAGCAACAAAAAUCACACAUUAAUUUAUCAUCAUCAGCAUCACCAUUAUCAUCAUAAUCAUCAUCAACAACAUUAUAUAGAUGUUAAAUAAUAAUAAUUAUUAUAAUAAUUAUUAUUAUUAUAUGUGU